Messenger RNA from Columba livia (rock pigeon), 2372 nucleotides. It is a transcript of the gene ILK, whose product is annotated as integrin linked kinase. The transcript has 13 exons. Lineage: Eukaryota; Metazoa; Chordata; Aves; Columbiformes; Columbidae. Gene Ontology annotation, molecular function: ATP binding; protein binding; protein kinase activity. Gene Ontology annotation, biological process: signal transduction; protein phosphorylation. The record is from RefSeq and is a predicted model, not a curated record. Bases 203 to 1561 code for a protein of 452 amino acids. Gene Ontology annotation, cellular component: cytoplasm.
UGCGGUGCCGCCGCGCCCGGUGCCGCCCCCGCCGCUGCCCGCGCGCCCACGCGCCCUGCCCGCGGCGCGGAGCCGGAGCCGGUGCGGCGCGGCGGGCGGCCGGCAGGGGGCGCUGGCGGCGGGCGGCCCGGGGCGGAGCCCACGCGCUGCCCGCUCCCCCGAGCCGCCGCCCUGCGCCGCCGCCGGAGCCGCGAGAGCCGCGAUGGACGACAUCUUCACGCAGUGCCGAGAGGGCAACGCGGUGGCCGUGCGGCUCUGGCUGGACAACACCGAGAACGACCUGAACCAGGGGGAUGACCACGGGUUCAGCCCCCUGCACUGGGCCUGCCGCGAGGGCCGCUCCAACGUGGUGGACAUGCUCAUCAUGCGCGGGGCGCGCAUCAACGUGAUGAACCGCGGCGACGACACGCCGCUGCACCUGGCCGCCAGCCACGGCCACCGCGACAUCGUGCAGAAGCUGAUCCAGUUCAAGGCGGACAUCAACGCCGUGAACGAGCACGGGAACACGCCGCUGCACUACGCCUGCUUCUGGGGACACGACCAGCUGGCAGAGGACCUGGUGGGCAACGGCGCCCUGGUCAGCAUUGCCAACAAAUACGGCGAGACGCCCAUCGACAAAGCCAAGACCCCGCUGAGGGAGGUGCUGAGAGAGCGCGCCGAGAAGCUGGGCCAGAGCCUCACCAGGAUCCCCUACAAGGACACGUUCUGGAAGGGCACGACCCGCACGCGGCCCCGGAACGGGACUCUCAACAAACUGGCUGGAAUAGACUUCAAGCAGCUGAGCCUGAGCCAGAGGCUGAACGAGAACCAGUCGGGCGAGCUGUGGAAAGGGCGCUGGCAGGGCAACGACAUCGUCGUCAAAGUACUGAAAAUCCGGGACUGGACGACCCGGAAGAGCCGCGACUUCAACGAGGAGUACCCGAAGCUGCGGAUCUUCUCUCACCCCAACGUGCUCCCGGUGCUGGGCGCCUGCCAGUCCCCCCCGGCCCCCCACCCCACCGUCAUCAGCCACUGGAUGCCCUACGGCUCCCUCUACAACGUGCUGCACGAGGGGACGAACUUCGUGGUGGACCAGAUGCAGGCGGUGAAGUUCGCGUUCGACAUCGCGCGGGGCAUGGCGUUCCUGCACACGCUGGAGCCGCUCAUCCCGCGCCACCACCUCAACAGCCGCAGCGUCAUGAUCGACGAGGACAUGACGGCCCGGAUCAGCAUGGCCGACGUGAAGUUCUCCUUCCAGUGCCCGGGCAGGAUGUACGCGCCCGCCUGGGUGGCGCCAGAAGCCCUGCAGAAGAAGCCGGAGGAGAUCAACCGGCGCUCGGCCGACAUGUGGAGCUUCGCGGUGCUGCUGUGGGAGCUGGUGACGCGCGAGGUGCCCUUUGCAGACUUGUCCAACAUGGAGAUCGGCAUGAAGGUGGCGCUGGAGGGGCUGCGUCCCACCAUCCCGCCCGGCAUCUCCCCACACAUCUGCAAGCUGAUGAAGAUCUGCAUGAACGAGGACCCGGCCAAGCGCCCCAAGUUUGACAUGAUCGUGCCCAUCCUGGAGAAGAUGCAGGAGAAGUAGGCGGGGAGGCGCCUCCCGCCACCCGACGCUGCCAUGCUUCCCUCCCCGCCCCCCCAAGUGCCUUCUCACCCCAGUGCCAAGGGGAGCCGGGAGUGCCCCUCACCCUGAGCCGGCCACGGACACGGUACAGACACCGCUGCCCUCCCGGAGCUGCCCCGCAGCCCUCGGACCGCAGCGCCCGGCUGGCAGCACCAGCCCCGGCUGGCAGCACCAGCCCCAGCUGGCAGCACCAGCCCCGGCUGGCAGCACCAGCCCCCACGCUGGCAGCACCAGUGCCCGGCUGGCAGCACCAGCGCCCGGCUGGCAGCACCAGCCCCCCCAGCUGGCAGCACCAGCGCCCGGCUGGCAGCACCAGUGAGUGCCCGGCUGGCAGCACCAGCCCCAGCUGGCAGCACCAGCGCCCGGCUGGCAGCACCAGUGCCCAGCUGGCAGCACCAGCCCCCACGCUGGCAGCACCAGUGCCCGGCUGGCAGCACCAGCCCCAGCUGGCAGCACCAGUGCCCGGCUGGCAGCACCAGCCCCCACGCUGGCAGCACCAGCCCCACGCUGGCAGCACCAGCCCCCCCGGCUGGCAGCACCAGCCCCCCCGGCAGCUGCGGGCACAGCCUGAGGAGCCCCAGCCCCUCGCGCGGCUGGAGGGGCUGCGCCCCGCCCCCUCCCCAGCGCAGCUCACUAGUUCUGGGCCCCGGUCCCCCCGGCCAGCGCGCCUGCUGCGCCCAGCACCGCCCCAGCUUCGCGCUUCACUGUCACUGUUUCCAUCCGGGCCACGUGGAACAGCCGCGGCACCACCAAUAAACGUUUGUUAUGAGAA